AUGGCCCCAUUCUUUGACGUUCCUCCUGGAACUAUUCCUGUUCCAUCCUCGGAGUUGGACACGCGCACCGACGAGAAACUUGCCAAUUCAUUGAGAACUUUCGUUGAGCCCACAGGCGACGAGAAAAACCUCUGGGCCUAUUGGCACACGGGCUUUGCUACGAUGCCGCCUUGGACUCAGCGCAAUGUUCUACAAUGGGCCCGACUGCUCGGUCCUUCUUGGACCAUCCGGGUUCUAGACGGAGUUGAGGGCUCGCCAAAUCAUGCAAACCGUUUCAUACCGUCCAAUUUCUUGCCAGUUGCCAUGAGAGAGAAUCGUAUGGUUGGCCCAUACGCUCCAACGCACUCGGCCGACUUCGUGAGACUUCCGCUGCUGUUUCUAUAUGGUGGCUGCUGGCUUGAUGUCGGAUCCAUUCUGAUACGCUCUCUCGACGAUGUGUGGAGCAUCUUGAUGAAUCCCGAAGAGCCGUUUGAGUUUGCAGCUUUCACGUACGAAACACGCCCAGCAGAAACUUCUAUCAUCAAUACAUGGAUGAUGAGCCGAAAACGUUGCGAUUUGAUCUAUCGAUGGCACGAAACGUUUCUGCAUGUCUGGGGUGGCGCCACCCACUGCGCAGACCUCCACAAACAUCCUCUGCUGAGACACUUGAAGCCAUAUGGUUCCCCUACUGAUAAGCUGAUAAUGAACGAAAAUCAUGGGAUAAUCGCCAAAAUGAACAGCAUUAUGGACUAUGGAGCGCAAGUACAUUGUUUAGAGAGGCUUCGUGACUUGGUGGACACGAAGGACGGGUGGAAUGGGCGAGAAUGGAUCGAUCAGAAGGCCUACCUUCUUCCAGCCCUCCAGGAAAUGUGGUACUACCAGCAGCGAACGGAGUUCAUGGCUACAGGCAGUUUGCUCUUCUCACAACGCAAUACGACGCCCCAGAACCGCAACGUGCCGAGGCGGAACAUUUCGUCAAGGACAUGCUCGCCAAUACGCUGUUGA
Neoarthrinium moseri is the source of this 984-nucleotide messenger RNA. RefSeq lists its product as uncharacterized. Lineage: Eukaryota; Fungi; Ascomycota; Sordariomycetes; Amphisphaeriales; Apiosporaceae. The record is from RefSeq and is a predicted model, not a curated record. The transcript has a single exon. Gene Ontology annotation, molecular function: glycosyltransferase activity. Bases 1 to 984 code for a protein of 327 amino acids.